This is a messenger RNA of Oppiella nova, 343 nucleotides long. The record is from the annotation of a GenBank genome assembly. Lineage: Eukaryota; Metazoa; Arthropoda; Arachnida; Sarcoptiformes; Oppiidae.
AUGGCAGAAUUCCCACAAUUAGGCCAACAGUGCUCUCAAUGCAAGACAUUAGGUAUUGAAACCAUCGGUGCAAAGAACACCAUUCCUUCGUUGCCCACAAUUGUCCCGAAAGUGACAAACAGUGGACACCAACGCCGGUCAGCCGUCCGUCGGAGUCUAUUUCAGGGAAGUGUUGUUUUUGUAAUCAGUCGGUGCUUAAGACGGAACUGGUUUUGUGCGACAAAUGUCAUGAAAAGCAUUGUCUCUCUCAUCGACACUACGAGUCCCACGAAUGCAAACACAAUAAGACGGACCAAAAGCCGGCACAACCCCUAAGAAAGCCUCUGUUGAACGCUUCGGCGCC